AUGAUUGUAAAAAAAAAUAAGAAAACCUUAACACAUUAUACAUGGCUAGCCUUGUUAAUAAUACCGAGCUUUUAUUUCAAGAAUUUACUUUUUGAUAAUUUUUUUAGUCUAAAAUUUGACAAAUUCAAAAAGAAGAUAUAUGGCAAACAUGCAGUUAAUCAUAUUUCAUUGCCAAGCAAGGAUAAUAAUUGUAUAAAUAAUUAUCUUUUACCAGACAAUAUUCGUUAG
This is a messenger RNA of Plasmodium gonderi, 228 nucleotides long. RefSeq lists its product as hypothetical. The transcript is spliced from 2 exons. The record is from RefSeq and is a predicted model, not a curated record. Bases 1 to 228 code for a protein of 75 amino acids. NCBI's taxonomy places the organism in Eukaryota, Apicomplexa, Aconoidasida, Haemosporida, Plasmodiidae.